GCUUGUAGGCGCUGUGUCUAACCUUCUUAUGCUUUGUUCUGCGCCGCGCCCUCCUUUGUCUACAUCUAAAGCCAACCAAGUCCCUCCUCCUCCGUUCCUUUCAGUCUCUCAUCGCUUUCCUUCUUCCUGAAAAGGAUCUCGCGAUCUCAUCGUCGGAGUCUGCCUCGGCCGAGCCGAUCGAUCCCUUCGAUCCACGUAGCCGUUGCGUGGGUAUUCUCUUUUCCUGGAGAUCCGGUCGUGUUGUUGUACUCGGGGUUGGAGAACGAGUUAAGAUCUGUGUUAAUCGCGGGGUUUUUGGCUUCAGCUUGAGGAACCUUGGGUUGUCGGUGGGCUAGGGCCAACUCUGCUUGCCGUACUCGCUCCCUUUGAUAUUUGAUUGAUCGUUCCGAUUAUGACGCCGUAGAGUGUGGGAUUUGUCGGAAUAGUAUCGAGGUUAGGCGCGUCUGGGAAGGAGUGAGAAUAUGUCGAAGGUGGUUUAUGAGGGAUGGAUGGUCCGUUUCGGGAGGAGGAAGAUCGGGCGCUCGUUCAUCCAUAUGCGGUACUUCGUUCUCGAGACCAGAAUGCUCGCGUACUACAAGAGGAAACCUCAGGAUAUCAUGCUUCCGAUCAAGACACUUCUUAUAGAUGGAAACUGCAGAGUGGAGGAUAGGGGGCUUAAAAUGCACCACGGACAUAUGGUGUAUGUUUUACGUGUUUACAACAAGAAAGAGAAGUAUCAUCGGAUUAUGAUGGCAGCAUUUAACAUUCAGGAGGCUCUGAUCUGGAAGGAGAAAAUUGAGCUUGUUAUUGAUCAGCAAGAUUUCAUAACAGCUAAUGGAAACAAGGUAUAUGCUUCAAUUCCAUAUGGACCUAUGGCGGAUGAUGGAAGAAAUGCUUCCUCCUCUGAUCGGGAAAGUCAGUGUAGUCCUGAAGAAGAAGAAGAGAGCCGUCCUACUUUAUCACGGAGAAUAACCAUAGGAAAUGCUUUUCCUGAUUCUGUACCUGAUUGGACCUGUGAUGUUGAUUCAGGCUUGUUAAGUGAGAACAACACUGAUCAAGUCUUUUCUAGGAAACAUUGGCGUCUUGUAAGAUGCCAAAAUGGGCUUCGCAUCUUUGAGGAGCUUGUAGAAGUAGAUUAUCUUCCAAGGAGUUGUAGUAAAGCAAUGAAAGCUGUUGGCAUCAUGGAAGCAACAUGCGAAUCUAUAUUCCAGCUUGUGAUGAGGAUGGAUGGAAUGCGAUUUGAGUGGGAUUGCAGCUUUCAGUAUGGUAGUUUAGUUGAGGAGGUGGAUGGACAUACUGCAAUACUCUACCAUAGGCUGCAGCUGGACUGGUUUCCAGUGUUUGUGUGGCCUCGUGAUCUAUGUUAUGUGCGUUAUUGGAGACGUAAUGAUGAUGGAAGUUAUGGUGAGAAUGUUCUUGCAGUUGUUUUAUUCCGAUCAAGGGAGCAUGUAAAUUGUAGUCCACAGCCAGGAUUCGUUAGAGCCCAUGUUGAGAGUGGGGGUUUCAAAAUUUCCCCCCUAAAAACUUGCAAUGGAAGACUGCGGACACAAGUACAAUAUCUUAUGCAAAUUGAUCUGAAAGGAUGGGGCGUUGGUUAUUUCCCAUCAUUUCAGCAACAUUGUUUGAUUCAGAUGUUGAACAGUGUUGCUGGGCUCCGUGAAUGGUUCUCCCAAACAGAUGAAAAUUAUGAUGUCUCAAAGAUGCCAUUGAUGGUCAAUAUGACUGCAGAAACAGCUCCUAUUAAGAAGGAUAGGAAAACACAGGAAAAUUCUGUUCAGCCGAAUUCUUCACAGUAUCAAAUGCAUGGUGCUAGCAGACAUCAUGUAAUGUUGGAUGAAGACUCUGAUGAUGAUGAAGAUUAUCAAAUUCCAGAGCCUGAACAAGAGGUUUAUCCAAUCAAACUUGAAAAUGAGUUUAAUAAGGCUGGUUUGGAUGAGGAACCUUCAGCUUCAAUUGAUUUAUCAGAAUUUUCUGGCAACUUACGGCGUGAUGACCUUGACAAAAGCCGUAAUUGUUGGAGAAUAUCUGACGGGAACAAUUUCAGAGUUCGAAGUAAACAAUUCAUAUAUGACAAGACUAAGAUUCCUGCAGGAAAGCAUCUAAUGGAGCUUGUAGCUGUUGAUUGGUUCAAGGAUGUCAAGCGAAUCGACCAUGUUGCUAGGCGAAAAGGCUGUGCAGUCCAAGUUGCCUCCGAGAAGGGACUAUUCUCAUUGGUGAUAAAUGUGCAAGUUCCAGCUUCGACUCAUUAUAGUAUGGUCUUCUACUUUGUGUCAAAACCACUGGUUCCUGGAUCACUGCUGCAGCUUUUUGUUGAUGGUGAUGAUGAGUACCGAAAUAGUAGGUUCAAGCUUAUUCCAGCCGUUCCCAAGGGCUCCUGGAUUGUGCGCCAGAGUGUUGGAAGCACUCCCUGUUUAUUAGGUAAAGCAGUUGACUGUACGUACAUUCGUGGACCAGAUUACCUGGAAAUUGAUGUCGAUAUUGGUUCUUCUACAGUGGCUAAUGGCGUUCUGGGGCUUGUUUUUGGUGUGAUUACAACAUUAGUAGUUGACAUGGCUUUUCUUGUGCAGGCAAACACUUAUGAGGAGCUUCCGGAACGGCUUAUCGGUGCUGUCCGUGUAUCCCAUGUGGAGCUGUCAUCUGCUCUAGUACCAGUUCUCGAAGCGAGUGCUCCCAAUGUAUAAGCUGUUGGCUGACAGUAUUGGAUUCAUUGUUCCCACGCGUAGCGGUGUUUCUUCACCACCUUAUACAAGUGAAUCAUUCUGGUUUUACUUCC
Messenger RNA from Musa acuminata subsp. malaccensis (wild Malaysian banana), 2752 nucleotides. Its product is annotated as protein ENHANCED DISEASE RESISTANCE 2-like. The record is from RefSeq and is a predicted model, not a curated record. Lineage: Eukaryota; Viridiplantae; Streptophyta; Magnoliopsida; Zingiberales; Musaceae. Gene Ontology annotation, molecular function: lipid binding.